Molecule: messenger RNA, 746 nt
Organism: Cotesia glomerata
Lineage: Eukaryota; Metazoa; Arthropoda; Insecta; Hymenoptera; Braconidae
Exons: 5
Coding region: 126-668 (180 amino acids)
Source: RefSeq, a predicted model, not a curated record
GUGAAGAUCUAUCUUCACGUUAUGCUUUAAUUACUAUGUAGCUUCAUAUAAAAUGAGUGAUUCAGAGCAAGUGAAUUCAAUAGUCAAGUAAAAGUCUUCCUUAUUGUGACUUGCACUUCGCAAUCAUGUCAGGAUUAUUCGGCGUUUUUUGCAGCUUGCUGCUUCUCAGCGCUCUGGAAUUCACACCAUCAGAAUCUUUGGCUCACCGUCAAACUCGUCAGACACCUGAUUUGAACGAGGGGAUGGAUGUUUUAAAUGAAAUGGCUGAAGCCACUAUCUCCGUAUCUGAAACUGAUAUGUUCGCUAAAGUUUCUGAGAUAGCCAACGAGUUCAUAAAAAAAGAUCAAGAAAUGGGGGACCAAUUCAUGAAACCUAGACGUCGCCGUGAUACUCAAUCUCAAGAAUUAAAUUUACACCGCGUUGCUCGUCAAAUUCCUGGCUUUGAUCAAGCAAUUUCAACAAUGAAAUCUGGAGCUGAAACAUUUGUUCAAACUGGCUCAAGUAUAAUCCAAAAAGUACCUGAAGUAGCUAGCGAAUUUAUGAAUAAAGCUCAACAAAUGGGGUCACAGUUCAUGAAUCCUGGCCGACGUCGUCGUAGCCCGGAACCUAAAGCAUCAAGAAGUCGACGUUGCAACAGUAGAAUGACUACCGCUGCUACACCUCGAUAAUUUUUUUUGCAAGGAAAAAAAACAUUAAUUAUUUGUUAAUUAAAAAAAGAUGUAUCGGUUCUAUUGCGUAAAAUAAAU